AUGGCUUCCAAAGACAAAGACUUGUCUCUGGUAGACUAUCGUCAGCGCCUGAUCUAUUUCAAAGACGCCGAUGCAGAGAGAAAUAGUAUGAUCCAUGUGAAAGAAACCGUUCUAACUGCGCUGUCUGCAACAGCUUGCCAAUUCUUACGGCAGGGACUCACCGAGAAGCUGGAGCAAGCACAGAUAGGGUUUCGACAAAUAUCGCUGGAUUUAGAAAGCGAACGAGGCCAACGGCGCAUACUUCAGAGCCGUGUCGAAGAUCUAGAAGCCUUGACUAAUCGUCCAGGAUUCAUCUUGGUGUUGAUAGAUGCCGACGCAGAUGACUACGCUUUCCACGAGAAAUUCUUAAGCAGAAACGAGGCAGGCGGCAGAGAUGCUGCGGAUGAACUGCAAGCUAGAACCAAAGACUAUGUGAAGAAUGUUAAGCUUGAUGCCGAAAACACCGACAUCACAGUCCGAGCAUACGCGGGUUUGAAGAGCCUCAGAUCAGCUUGUGUGAGGAACGGAAGGAUGAAAGAGAGCUCCAGCAUGAGUUUAUUUGCUCAUGGGUUCAACCAGCGGCAAGCAUUGUUCGACUUCGUCGAUGUUGGUCCAGGGAAGGAGGGGGCUGAUAACAAAGUUCGAGAGUGUCUCAACUUGUUCGUCGAAUUUUGGGGAUGCAAGCACAUUGUCCUCGGUGCUUGCCACGACUCAGGCUACGCAUCCUUUUUGGGAAAGUUUGCGGGCGAUGUUUCAAUCAGAGAUCGCAUCACACUCCUCCACGGCGAUACGAUUCAUCUCAGGAUCGCGGAAUUAGGUUUUACGGAGACUCUGCGACUCAAGUCGGUCUUCGCGACGCACAAGACAUCCGCUGUCCCCAGGGUUUUCGCCAAUGCUAGAGUUUCCGCGACACCGAUUUCGCCCUCGGCAUCGGUUGCAGCUUCUUCAGUCAAGCACCCCUUCAAUCCCGCGGCCUUGACUGAUAGAUUUGGUAUUGUCUUUCGCGACGACACUGGCAAGCGGGUGGAUAAGCUGCUAGGCGUUGAUGCCAACACCCCGUACGUGAACUAUUUACGCCAAGCAAACAUGUGCGGGUGGUAUUACUUGCGUGGCAAAUGUGAUGGCUGCGAUAGGAAUCAUGUUCCUCUCCCUCUCAAAGCCAGGGAGUUUGACUGUUUAUGGUUUCUUGUACGCCAUGGAUUGUGCUUCAAGGUUCGCAAGGGCAAGGAUUGUGACGACCCGAAGUGUAUCUACGGACACGAAGAAGGUCUUCCGAUAGGUUCGGUGACGGGCUGA
Molecule: messenger RNA, 1275 nt
Organism: Letharia columbiana
Lineage: Eukaryota; Fungi; Ascomycota; Lecanoromycetes; Lecanorales; Parmeliaceae
Exons: 4
Coding region: 1-1275 (424 amino acids)
Source: RefSeq, a predicted model, not a curated record